Molecule: messenger RNA, 4785 nt
Organism: Coregonus sp. 'balchen'
Lineage: Eukaryota; Metazoa; Chordata; Actinopteri; Salmoniformes; Salmonidae
Source: the annotation of a GenBank genome assembly
AUGGAGAGUUUGGGAUUGCAGACUGUUGCCCUCAGUGACGGCUCCACUGCCUACAUUGAACAAGCCAUCAAAGGUGAGAAACCCACACAUUCACGCACACUACUGAAAAAUAAUGAAACGCACAACUCAAAGCUAACAUUCACAUGUCCACCAGAGUAUGUAUGGCUGCCACUGAUAUCAACAAUAUACUGAUUUAUUCAGAUGGCAACCUAGUGGAAGGCGAUACAAUUCAGUUGGAGGAUGGUACUACAGCCUACAUCCACCAGGUCACCGUACAGCAGAAAGGUCAGUCUACACCCUCAGAACAACAUGUCUGCCGGAGGGUUUGUGAAUAACCAUUUGUGUCUUCUGUGAGCUCAUGUCUCGCUCCUGAUGCUGGCUGUUUUCCUGUCCUCUCCCAAGAGCCCCUGCCCUUUGAGGACGGACAGGCAGUGCAGCUCGAGGACGGGACCACCGCAUACAUCCACCACACACCCAAAGGUAUAUUAACAUCUAACUAGAUGCUGUAUUCACCACUCUAGUAAAGGUUGGCUUAUUGAAGCAAUAAGGCGGUCGUCAUCUUGUUUUCUAAUUGUCCAAUCACACAUCAAUUAUUAUUACUUCUACAAAGGAUGGAAGGAAAGUGAUUUCAAACAUUUUCAAACAGGACCAUCUAACCUCUGACUUCUAACCCCUGCAGACGGGUAUGAUCCCAGUGCGGUGGAGGCGGUGCAGCUGGAGGAUGGCAGCACAGCAUACAUCCACCACCCCUCGGGCCUGCAGGCUGGCAGCACCAUCCUGACUUUGCAGCCAGGGGGUGCCCUGGAGGAGCUGGCUGCAGACGACACUGUGGACGCAGACACCAUCACCACCCUGGAGAACUAUGCCAAGGUCUCUCUCUCUCUUUUUCUGCUGUUGUAUCACUCAUGUGUUCUAUCACUCACUGUUUCGUGUGAAUUCUUUCUCAGUUAAUUUUCUUGCAAGCUCUGUUUUUCCCCCCACGUCUCGUUCUCUCUCUCACAGAUACUAUGCAGUUGUACUUGUUGUGGUGGAAUAAGCAAUGUAGGACUUUUAAUCAUUAUAAUGCUCUCAAACUCUGUUCUCCCCUGUUUUCUCCCUAGAUGACGGGGUCUGAGGUGGAGGUGGAUGAGACCAUGAGCAGUACCAAUGGACUCCAGGACAUAGAGCCUAUUGUACAGGUGAUGGGGUCAUGGGGUUCCCCUAAGGGUCAGCAGACGGCUGAGAAGACAUUCCGCUGUGACUACGAGGGCUGUGGACGUCUCUACACCACAGCACACCACCUCAAGGUACCACACACACACCCUCUACAUCACAACACACACACACCCAAUACAUCACAACACAACACACACCCUCUACAUCACAACACACACACCCUCUACAUCACAACACACACAACCUCUACAUCACAACACACACACACCCUCUACAUCACAACACACACACACCCUCUACAUCACAACACACACACACCCUUUACAUCACAACACACACACCCUCUACAUCACAACACACACUGACCUUCCACAACAGUACACCACCUUAAGAUACCAGACGCAUACACACAUUUGUUACCACUUGAUAAGAUAUUCAUGUUAUAUUAACGUUGCCCCUGUCUUGUCAGGUGCAUGAGAGGGCUCACACGGGUGUCCGGCCAUACAGGUGUGAUGUGCUGACGUGUGGAAAGGCAUUCGCUACGGGUUACGGGCUGAAGAGUCACCUGCGGACACACACUGGAGAGAAACCAUACAAGUGUCCUGAAGACAUGUGCUUCAAGGCCUUCAAAACAUCCGGAGACCUCCAGAAACACGUCCGCACACACACAGGUAGUAGGACACACAGGUAGUAGGACACACAGGUAGUAGGACACACACAGGUAGUAAGACACACACAGGUAGUAGGACACAGGUAGUAGGACACACACAGGUAGUAGGACACACACAGGUAGUAAGACACACACAGGUAGUAGGACACACACAGGUAGUAGGACACACACAGGUAGUAGGACACACAGGUAGUAGGACACACACAGGUAGUAAGACACACACAGGUAGUAGGACACACACAGGUAGUAGGACACACAGGUAGUAGGACACACACAGGUAGUAGGACACACACAGGUAGUAGGACACACACAGGUAGUAGGACACACAGGUAGUAGGACACACAGGUAGUAGGACACACACAGGUAGUAGGACACACACAGGUAGUAGGACACACACAGGUAGUAAGACACACACAGGUAGUAGGACACACACAGGUAGUAAGACACACACAGGUAGUAGGACCCCCUGCUUCUUUCCCCCACUACUACUUUUCCUAUUUUUCUGUCAUUUUCUCUUUUCUUCAGUCUCCUCAUCUCUCCGUAUAUCUCCACUGUCUAGUCCUCUCUCUUUCUCUCCCUCGUUUUUCUCCUGCCUCUCUUCCCCUCCUUGUUUCCCUCCCUCUUUUUGUUCGAUGGGACAAUGUUUAGAUGCUCUUUCCCCAUAUCUAAUAUCCCCCUUCUCUCCCUCUGUCUUUCAUUCCUUCUCUCCAUAUCUCCCCCUUACACUUCUCCCUCUGUCAGGUGAGAAGCCGUUUAAGUGUCCGUUUGAGGGGUGUGGCCGUUCCUUCACCACCUCUAACAUCAGGAAGGUCCACAUCAGAACACACACGGGAGAGCGCCCCUACAUGUGCCCUGAACCCUCCUGUGGACGAGGCUUUGCCAGUGCCACCAACUACAAGAACCACAUGAGAAUACACACAGGUAAGACACACACACACACUACUAAAAUCAUAUGAAAAUACACACAGGUAAGACACACACACACACUACUAAAAUCAUAUGAGAAUACAAACAGGUAAGAGGUUACAUUACUAGAUACUUAAGCAAUAAUGCCAGAGGAGGUGUGGUGUAUGGCCAAUAUACCACGGCUAAGGACAGUUCUUAAGCACAACGCAAUGCGGAGUGCCUGGACACAGCACUAUUGGCCAUAUAGCACAAACCCCAGAGGUGCCUUAUUGCUAUUAUAAAUGUUUUGUCAUACCCAUGGUAUACGGUCUGAUAUACCACAGCUGUCAGCCAAUCAGCAUUCAGGGCUCAAACCACCCAGUUUAUAAUUGACAUUAAAUAAGUGCUCCACUCUUUCUCUCUCCCCUGCUCCCUCCCUCGCUCUAUAUCUCCCUCUCUGCCCCCUCUCUCCUCUAGGAGAGAAGCCCUACCUGUGUACAGUGCCUGGUUGUGGGAAGCGAUUUACAGAGUACUCCAGCCUGUACAAGCACCAUGUGGUUCACACACACUGCAAACCUUACACCUGCAACCACUGUGGCAAGACCUACAGACAGACCUCCACGCUGGCAAUGCACAAACGCACCACGCAUGGAGACUUUGAGGCCACAGAGGACGGGGAAGGUAUGUAGACACACACACUCAUGUAACAAACACCAGAUGAGGACAGAAUUUACUCUUGAAGGACUGAACAGUAUUAAUUCAUUAAUUGGUUGCAGAAGCGAUGGAUGACCAAUCACAGGCUUCCUUCCUGGAGGGGGCGGUGCAGAAAGAGGAUGGGUCGGAUUCCCAGGUUAUCAUCGGUUCUCAGGUAGUUAAUAAUUUCCUAUCUAGUAAUUAAACUUGUGUGAUCUAGAUAGAAAAGAGCUUAAGCUCUCAGCUGUCCCACCAAAGACUUUGUGGAUGCAGUCAACUCCUGAAACAUUCCAUUCCCAUUCUUUUGAUUGCAGCAUGCUCCGGUUUAGUACAUGCUGUCAAAACAGUCUCAAGCUGUUGCAUUUAUUAGAACUGUAUUAUAAAAAAGGGUUGGUUCUCUGUCCUUCACUUUGACCGGUUCUGUUCUGGCAGGUGGGUUUGUCGACAGAGGACCUACAGGCACUCAGCACGGCCAUCACCAUGGUAACACAGGACGGCACAACCAUUUCCCUGCCGACCCACCAGACGGACAUGACCGCCAUGGGACACCACCACAUCACUAUGGUUACAGGGGAGGGCAAGGAGCUGCAGCCGGUAUGUUGCACACACACACACCUUAGCCCACACGAAGCUAUCUGUGUGAAGCAGUAUUUGCUCUUGCUGUCAGUGUUUGUACUGUAAAGUGGAUCAUCAUGUUAUUGGUGGUUUGUCUUUCCUCUCCAGGUUGCCAUAGUGACAUCGGAGGGUAUUAUGACAGGCGGCUCGCAGGGCUCUGGCCCUCACUACCAGCAGGUGGCGCUGCUGGCCACAGCUAACGGCACCCAGAUUGCUGUUCAGGUCAGUACAGAGUACACACACCGAGAUUAACAACCUGUCAAGUGGCACUCUGAGCAUUACACUGAUUGUUAAUACUGUGUGUGUGUGUGUGUGUGUGUGUGUAGCUGGAGGAGCAGCAGACGUUAGAGGAGGCCAUCAGCAUGGCGACAGCUGCCAUCCAGCAGGGAGGGCUGGUUCAGGAUGAGGAAACAUGAGAGGAGGGCUGCUGAGACACACCUACCCCCAAACAGAGCAUCUUUCCCAGGGUACAACACAGCACCUGCUCCCCUUAGCGCCAACCAGCUCCACCCACUCCUGGAGCCCUGUCUCCUGCCACAAACACAGAGUGAGCGGGACUCCUAUCUCGGAACUCAGAACCAAUCAGAGAGAGAGAAGCCGUUGUCAUGGAGACUGGGUUAAGAAUGUUCAGAUGUGAGCAUGAGCAGAUCAUUCUUUGUUUGUUUGUUUUAGCAUACUCAUCCUGCUGCUUCUGAGAAGCAGCACCCGCACUAAAGCUAGUUCCAGUUUAGAUUUGACCUCUAGUCUUCAUAAUCAUGAUACAAUAA